AUGGAGGCUGAGCCCAGCCAUUCGGCUGAUGGGGAUCGCUCUGAAACACAAGAGCAGCAGCAUGUGACAGCCGGAUCCUCUUUUGGGUCUUGUCCACAGCCCCAGCAGCCUUCUAAUCCUCGUCCAGUACACAGAGCUUUGUGUCGACUGCAAAACCGCCAACCCAAACGUUCUGAUCUUCUUCGGUUACAACAGCAAGCAGUAGCAUGGCAGCAUACGGAAACCCCAGGUCCUUCAGGAGGCAGCUUUUUCUCUCCAGGUUCCACAUCAACCUCAUCUCAUCACUCGUCGCCCUCCACCCAGGGUGAACAUGGUCCCAAGAGCUCAUCUCAAUCCAGCCAAGAAACAAAAGAAGGGGUUAGCUCUCCCAGGAAAGGUGAGAAGAAACCCCCCAAACCAGGGAAGUAUGUCUGCACUUACUGCGGUCGUCCAUGUGCCAAGCCAAGUGUUCUUCAGAAACACAUUCGCUCUCAUACAGGAGAAAGACCUUAUCCUUGUGCCCCUUGUGGAUUUUCUUUCAAGACCAAGAGUAAUCUGUAUAAGCAUCGAAAGUCCCAUGCUCACCGUAUUAAGGCAGGCCUUGCAUCCAGUCAUGAUGAGCCCAGUUUGAGUGGGCCAGACUGCAGUGGUGUGGCAGAAGAUGCCGAGGAGCAUACCGAGGGAGAAAGCACAGAGUCUGAAGAUGAGACGGGUCAGCACAAAAAAUCCUCUCAUGAGACUUUGGCUCGGCAGAAGAAUGUUGGUAAGGAGCUACAAGGAGGAUCAGUUGAGAGCCAGAGACCCGAUGAUACUCAAGCUGUCAAGCAAAGGCUCGCACUGAGGCUUAGUGAAAGAAAACGCGGCCCAAUGGCUUCACCAGAUGAUCCUCCUUCUUCUCUUUCAACCUCAUCUUCUCUUGGCCCUGGAAGUAAAGGCAGCACAGAGUCUGGUUACUGUUCCGGAUCAGGCAGUACUGACUUAUCCCAUGUUAGCCCUCCCAGUGCCAGUGCCAAAUCCUACGCAGAAAUCAUUCUUGGGAAAUAUGGAAGGUUGGGAGGGCAGCAGCGUAGUCCGCAUCCACAUCAUUCUCAGUCACCCCUCUCCCCACUGUCUGGAACGGAGGAUAAAAGUAUUUCCUUUGCUGUACCCAAAACCCAAGUAAUAGAACAUAUUACAAAACUUAUAACCAUCAAUGAAGCAGUGGUAGACACCAGUGAGAUUGACAGUGUAAAGCCCAGGCGGUCUUCUCUGUCAAGGAAAAGUAGCUUUGAGUCUCCCAAAAUGACAGCCUCAAAAGACCCCUACACGUUUGAUCCCAAAGGAGAAGCCCCCGGUCCCAGCGGUUUAAGGCACCUUCAAAAUCCAGAGACAGAUCCACCAAUCACCCCGGUAUUGUCAGCAGUGCCUCUUCUCAGAAGCCACUCAAUGCCAUCAACGACCAGUCAGUUAGAGUCCUCUUCAUCUGGAAUUAGGUCCAACAGAGGCUAUCGUCUCUGUCAGUCAUUUGAUGAGCAGCAGGCCAUGACAACCGAGAUUAAUAUUGGUCAUACCCACCGUAUGCUUAGGCGACAACCAGCCAUAGAGGUUCCCUUGGGAUCUGAACUUAUGCCAGAAGAGACACCCCCCAACUCAUCCUCUUCAACCACUGGCACUGACACAUCCAGAUAUCCAGAGCAACAAGCACCGCACAGUACUUUGAACACAUUUGAAUGCAAAGUAUGUAGAAGAUCUUUUCAGCAUUUACAAAACUACACAGCCCACAAAGGUGUGUGCAAAGCGCAGCAAACACUGGAACAGGAGAGUAGCGGCACAAGUAAGACCUGCAGAGAGGAUCGCCCUCCAAUGAUGAUGCACUAUAAGUUCAGGGCAAUGGCUAUGGCUGUAAGGAAGAGGAGGAAAGAGGAGAGCAUAGAAGAGGAUCUUCCAAGUCCUGGGUCCGGAACCAUGUCAGGAAGUUCUACGAGCAUCAUUGCAGCGGCAGGACCACCAGGACACAGCCAGGCACUCUCAGAUGUAGGUGGUACUGUCCAGGUGGAGCCGGAACAACAGCAACAUCGAGAUAGGAAGGGUGUGUCUGUAAUUCAGCACACAAGCUCCUUUGAAACACAGGAGACUCUUUCCAUGGAAAGUGAGGAAACUAAUGUCAAAGAGGUUCACCAAGCACAACCACCUCUUCCAAAACCAUCACCUUCUACAUCUCGCCUCAUUCGCCAGCCCAACAUCCAAGUGCCAGAGAUCCUUGUUACAGUGGAGCCUGAUGCUGACAUGCCAUCCAUGUCUCCACCAGUAACUUCAUGUUCAUCUAAGGAAGCAGACAGAGUGGAAGAGUUUCAGUGGCCUCAACGUAGUCAGACUUUGGCUCAGCUCCCUGCAGAGAAACUGCCCCCAAAGAAGAAAAGACUCCGCUUAGCAGAGGCAGCACAAUCCUCUGGGGAGUCUAGCUUUGAGUCCGUGUCACUACCCCGGAGCCCCAGCCAGGAGAGCAGCAUGUCCCACACGUCAAGUCUUUCUGCGUCUUUCGAGGAUGCAACAAGGUCAGAGCCUGCAGUCUGGGGCAGCAGUAGCCAAAGUACCCAAAUGUUGACUGUGCCAUCAACUUGCCAACAACAGAGCCAAAGCCACAAGGAGAUGAGGCGUUCAGCUUCAGAGCAGGCCCCUCAGAAAGUAGAGCAGGUGUCAGACACCAGAAGUAAAUCUUUCGACUUGGGAUCUUUGUCCUCUCAGCAGUCAGCAUCAGCCUGGAAAGAACGGCGAAAGUGUCUCCUUGUAAAGCACGCAACCUUAGGGGAACCUGAGCAAGAGGAGGGGGGCAGCAUAAGUCAAUUAUCCAGAGUAGAAAGUCCGAAACCUGGGCCUUCCCACUCAGUCCAACCUCUUUUCUAUUCAAACGCCCAUUUAAACCUGAAGAACACAGGGAAUGUCUUGCAGUUGUUACAGCCACAGAUCCUUCCUCGAAAUAUGAUUCCUUCGCAUGAAAGCAUCCAACAAACGAUACCUCCAGCACCUCUGUCUCAGCUACUCCCAGUCACUACGGUCUCCCAGUUCAUUAACAGAACCUUUUUACAUUCACAAACUGUUCAACCUCUGCAGGUACACCCAAUGCAGAUCCAAAUGGCGGAACAAAUUGGUAUACCAUUCCACCAACUUCCUGCUUUAGUCCCUGUUCAAUUUCCUUACAGUGUGAGUCAGUCCCUGUACUCGCCUGCCACACCAUUACAUUCCGCACAGAUUAUAUCCUCUCUUUCCACUGAGGGAAGUGCCUCAUACCCUUAUCCAGGCCCUCUCAUUUCCACUUGUGGGGCACAGUUUACACCAGCGGUGUCUCUUGUGGUGCCAGUUCGCCUCCAUACCCAUAUACCUACCUAUACACGUGCCAUGUACACAACCUUGUCCCAGAUCCUGACAUCUGCGUGUCCACAGGACCCCAUAUUGUGCAAGACCAUGACAAUAAUGGACAAAGUGGAACGGCGCAUGUUACAAAGGUCUUAUUUGAAGGUCCCCUCACCAGACAUCAGGAUUCACCAUCCUGAGGAACUGCAGUCAUCAUCAAUCGAGGAAUAUGGUCCACUUGGAGCAGGAGGGAGUAAACGUAUGCUCUCACCUGCAGCUAGUCUUGAGCUCAGUACCGAAGCUCAACGUCACCAGAAAAGGGUAAAAGAGGAAGCAGAUGGCGAGAUACACAAGUCUGAAGUAGAGGUAGAGGAUUUUGACAACAAGGUACAUAAGGAGGGAGACUGUAAAACAGGUGGAGAACAACUGGAAGAUGUUGGGAAGAAAAAAGAAAUGCUUGAGGUAACACCCGUAAAAGAGGAGGGGGAGCUGAAUCAGAGACACAGGGAACUGAACAAGGAGGAAAAACUGGGGGAAGAGUCAGUUGCAAGAAAUCAAAAGGAAAAGGUGCCUCUAGAGAAAAAGACUGAGAGAGCAAACACCCAUUCAUACCCAAGCCUUCACACGUCAACCUCUGUCAUCUGGUGCUACCUUAACUAUGUUAAACCCAACCCAACUGCACAGAGGGACCCUCGUAACUCAGUUUAUUCUACCUGGAGUGUCAGCGGACACAACCCAAACUUGCCAGGUGUCAGUACUAAAGUGGCCUUGUCUCUGCUGUGCUCCAAACAGAAGUAUAGUUCAGAGACGUACACCAUUGCCACGGCUCCAAAUCCGGCCAAAAUUGAAAAUACCCCUGCAAGUAGCAGAACCCCACGAAUGUCAGAGGUACAUCCCAUCACGGCCUCCUCCACUGAUGUAACAGAUCACCAGCAUGAAAAAGAGGAGGAUAAAGAGACGAGGGACGAGGAGGGACCUUCCACCUCAAAACAGUGUGAAACAUCUCAUGUUCGCAUCUUUGAAGGCGGGUAUAAGUCUAACGAAGAGUAUAUUUACGUUCGAGGGCGUGGCAGAGGAAAGUACAUAUGUGGGGAGUGCGGCAUCCGCUGUAAGAAGCCCAGCAUGCUGAAGAAGCACAUCCGAACACACACUGAUGUCCGUCCGUACAUUUGCAAACACUGCAACUUUGCCUUCAAAACCAAAGGGAACCUUACCAAACACAUGAAGUCAAAAGCUCAUGGGAAAAAGUGCCAGGCAAUGGGAGUGUCUGAACCCUCUGCAGAUGAGCCAGAGAGCGAGGAAACAGCAGGAAGUGAUGAACAUGCGUGUUGCUCCGAGGAACAGGAAGAACACCAGUUUUCCAAUGUGGAGGAGUCGGAGGAUGACGACGACGAUGACGAGAAUGAGGAGGAGGAGGAAGAGUCUCACGACGAUCCUCCUUCUUCCUGUUCGUCAGAUACCCUCACAUCAACCGCGGGUCGUUCCAAAUGCAGCGGGAUUUCUCAACAGUGUACUCCAGAACCCGAGCCCGCGGGCCUCAGUCCCAGUCUGGAUGUCUCCCAAAGAGGGGCUUGGCACAGUAGACGGGCCACCUCGCCGGGUAGCAUGAGAGCUCUGUUCUCUCGACGGAGCUGGAAGGCAUCACCGAGAGCCUUCUCCCCCAGCAGUGAGAGCUGUUCCCCAAGCCACAGCCUCUCCCCCCGCCUGGAGCUUUCCCCAACCGUGCAUGGACUGUCCCCAAGAACAGAUCUCCCCUCACCCAUCCGGCAAGUGUCACCAUCCCCUGACAGAGGACCGUCUCCCAUCAGACCCGCCUCGCCGCUUCACCCCAUCUUGCCAGACUGCUAUGGGUUAUCACAUGCUAGUAAACCAUCCAUGCAGGUUGGAGUUCAGCAGAGGACCCUUGGAUGCCUUCAUUGGGAACACCGUGGCGCAAAGGGAAAUCAUAUGAAAGUGGACAAAAGUGGCAGUGCAGGGGACGUUUGGUCAUCGUCAGAAACCGAGUUCCCACCUGUUCUUCGCCUUUCCACGUGCGAGAGUUAUCCUGGCCACAGAGCUGCAGACAACAUCUUCAGCCAUCUACCCAUGCACUCCCAACAUGCCAAUGUCCCAUAUCUGAUGAUUCCCAUCGGAGGGAUUCAAAUGGUACGGGCCAGGCCAAGGUCCAAUCCUUCCACCCCUUUGUCCCCAAUGUCUCCUUCCUCGGAGGGGCCCUCACCGGCCAGGUUUGACUCAUUCUGGGGCGGGACCCCAGGACCUCACAGCAGUCAGACUCCUGGAAGUAAGUGGUCGACAGACUCCCAAGCAGCUGAGGGCAGCCAGUCAGGAAGGUGCACCAGUGCACAAAUCAUGUGUUCCAAACUGGAGUUGGAGACCACGGACUCAAAGCAAUAUGGCAGCUCACGAAGCUCCGCCCACACAUGCAGGCGUGCUACUGAGUCGAGCGAACGUCACUUUGAAGACGUCUGCGAAGAGACGUCCUUUAGUCUCACAGCUCCUGCGUCCAUGGGCCUGAGUGAACAGCCGCCAGAGGAUGAGGGCAGAGCGACAGCGGACGCAGCGGGAGAAGAUCAGAGCACCUAA
Messenger RNA from Nerophis lumbriciformis (worm pipefish), 5892 nucleotides. NCBI's taxonomy places the organism in Eukaryota, Metazoa, Chordata, Actinopteri, Syngnathiformes, Syngnathidae. The record is from RefSeq and is a predicted model, not a curated record.